This is a messenger RNA of Clupea harengus (Atlantic herring), 1576 nucleotides long. RefSeq names its product family with sequence similarity 113 (gene fam113). The record is from RefSeq and is a predicted model, not a curated record. Lineage: Eukaryota; Metazoa; Chordata; Actinopteri; Clupeiformes; Clupeidae.
UGAAGAAAACUUUAGUCGGUUUUAAUCCCAUUAUUGAGAAGACUAUUCUCAGAAACUCUCAGUAACCUUUUAGCUGAAUGUACUUCACAAGGCUAUCCUUCAGCCGAUGACAUCCAAAAUUGGUCGUUAGCUGAGGGCCGUUAUCAAAUCAAGCGCCGUGAGCAUGAAGACUGCACAUGUGACCCACCAGCAUGCCAGCCAGCUUCUCCACAACAAAUUUGUGGUUGUUCUGGGUGACUCAAUUCAGCGUGGGGUAUACAAAGAUCUUGUUCUCAUCCUACAAAAAGACAACUACCUGUCUAAGUCUCAACUGAAGACCAAGGGAGAGGAGGAAUUUGAGAAUGAUGUGCUGAUUGAGGGCGGCAGGAGAGGACAGAUGACCAACGGAACUGAGUACAAGGAGGUCAGACAGUACACUUCGGACCACCACCUCGUUCGCUUUUAUUUUAUCACUCGCAUAUAUUCCGAGUAUGUGCGGAGCAUUUUAAAAGAGUUUGAAAAUGGACUAAAACCGGACGUGGUCCUCAUCAACUCUUGCGUGUGGGACGUCUCCAGAUAUGGGCGACUAUGGGAGACAGACUACCUGGAAAAUCUGACCUCGUUUUUCAGGAAGCUGAGAACCAUCCUUCCAGACGAGGCUUUGAUUGUCUGGAACAUGACCAUGCCUCUGGGCAAAACCAUUAUUGGUGGCUUUUUGGUGCCAGAGAUUGCAGAGCUGGGCCCGUCGCUGCGUUUCGACAUCAUUGAGGCCAACUACUGCAGCUCCACGCUUGCCAACGUGUACGGCCUGGACGUGCUGGACCUGCACUUCCAGUUCCGCUUCAGCCUGCAGCACCGCAUGAGGGACGGGGUGCACUGGAACGCCGUGGCCCACCGGCGCAUGACCUGCCUUCUCCUGGCGCACAUCGCCAACGCCUGGGGCGUUGAGCUGCCGGCGUCGCAGCCGCCGACAGGACUGAAUCAGAGUUUCUCUGAGCAGGUUCCGGCCAACAGGGAGAUCCACCACCACCAAACAAGAUAUACUCAGUCAGUCACUAGGUGGAGACCCAAGGAAAGGAGGGUCAACUACUACCGGCCACCUGCCGCCCCCUUGAUGACUCCACACUGCUUUGAAGGAUCCCAUGACCGGUGGAUGGAACCUUAUGUCCGAGGCCGCCAUGACCAGUGGAUGGAACCUUCUCAUGUCCAAGCUGUUCCAGGACGCUAUGACCAGUGGAUGGAUUCUUCUCAUGUCCGUGUUCAAGAACCAAAUGGAUUCAACAGGUAUGGACAGAUCUACAUGGAUCAGUACCUAGACAGGGAGCCUCAUUUCAGGGAGUCAUACUUUCCAAGAGACCAAAAUUUGUCCAGAGACUACAUUCCACCUUGGGCUGGGCAGGCUUAUGGUGAUGACUAUGGAUAUGUGAUGCGGAAGAAGUACUCCAGGCAAACCCAGUACAGGCCAUACUGAGGGCCCUUUCCCUUCCUUUUAGAUUAUAGUUCGGAACAGGUUUUAGAAUUGUCAUUGUUUUAUGUAUUGUUGUAUAACUUUUGAAUUUACAUUUUCAUUCUGAAUAAAAUGUGUUCUAUUCUUUUA